AACCAAAAAAAUCCUCACAUAAAUUUCUCCAUUAUUUUACCCCAUUUUCUCUCCUACAAUUCACAUUAAGAAUCCCCUCAAGAAAUCGUCGAAACCCCACCAUCCAUUUCUAUUUUUCACAAGAAAUCAUCAGAUUUUGAAAACCCGAGUGAGGAAAAUGAGUGUUUUACAAUACCCAGAGGAGAUGAAUUCAUCAGAUCUUCAGAUAUGGAACAAUGCAGCCUUCGACAAUGGAGAUUCUGAAGAUUCAUCGGCAAUACUUAAAUGUUCUUGGUCUCCUCUGAAACCCCAGUUUUUGAAUCCUUCUGAUUCACUUGAAUCUUUUUCGAGUAAAGAAAAUGAAAAUCAGACUCAUCAGUUCCAGCAUUCCUCUAUUUCAUCUGUUUCUUCACUGAAGUCUCCAAUGUCCCAGCCACUCAAGGUUCUUGAUCCGAAUGGGCCGGUUGACAGCUCAAGAAUAAAGUCAAUUAAGGGGUAUUAUAACCAGGGUUUUGCAGAAAAGCCGAUUUUGAGGAGUAACAAUGAAGGGGAGGUUCAUGAUGAGAAGAAGAUUGAUAAGGAAAUUGAGGAAAUUGAGAUGGAAAUCAGCAGGCUUUCUUCAAGAUUAGAGGCUUUGAAGAUUGAAAAGGCUGAGAAAAGUGUGAAAAUGUCUGAAAAGAAAGGAAGGAUUGUGGCUGCAAAGUUUAUGGAUCGAAAACUGGUUGGAAAGAAUGCAGAGGAGAAGAAAAAGAUUGAAGAAAGUUUGGCUACGAGUGCGAAAACCAAGGUUCAGAGAAGAGGGCUAAGUUUGGGUCCAUCAGAGAUUAUGGCUGGGGCAAGAAGGGGUAUGAGUUUGGGACCAUCUGAGAUACUUUCUGAUGUCAAAUCCCGGCAAUUUGGUAAAAAAGAGAGUACGAUUACCCCUGUUCAGCCUAUUCAGAGUAGGCGAAAAUCGUGUUUCUGGAAGCUGCAAGAUAUUGCAGAAGAGAAGGUGACUAAAGAAAGGAGAAAAAGCUUGAGUGUUAGUCCGAAAUCAAGAAAAAAUUUAGCAGGAAAAACUCAGGGUUCAAGGCAGGCAGUCACCACAGUUGCAUCAAAGAAGACUGUGAAGAAAGAAGAGAUGUUUGGUAACUCUGUUCAACCGAAAAAGUUGUUCAAAGAUGCUGAAAAGUCAGUUACAGCUACUAAUAAGAAGCCAUUGAGGCCAGGGAGGGUUGUUGCGAGCCGCUAUAAUCAGAGUAGUAGUCAGACCUCAGCAAUGAGAAAGAGAUCUUUGCCUGAAAAUGACAAGGAUGAAAACAAGAGAUGUGAUAAGAAACGCUCUCUAAAAGAAGAAUUUAGGCACGAGAGCAGCAGGGUGAAGAAGAGAUGGGAAAUUCCCGCUGAUCUUGUUGUUCAUAGUUCUGAACCUGAGAGUUCUUCUCCAACGACCUCUGUUGUGCCUGAAAUACUUCCAAGAAUUCGUAUUGCUAGGUGCAUUAAUGAGUCCCCCAGGGACUCUGGACCAGCCAAAAGGGUAGCUGACUUGAUAGGAAGGAAGCAAUAUUUUGCUGAGGAUGAAGAGGAGGAGCCAUCAUCAUUGUGCCAAGCCCUAAGUUUUGCAGAUGAUGAGGUUUAAAUAUCUGAUAAAAAUGAUGAAAAUCAUGGAGGUCUCUCAGUCUCCACAAUCUAUUUCUUGAUUCUAGUUCUAUGAAAUUUAAGUCAAUUGAUGCUUGAGUCUGUAAACUUUGGUAAGCAGGUGAGCAUUCUUGUGCUCACUCCUAAGUGAUACAUGAGAUUAUGAAUCAAUCCUCUCAUCUAUGGUGUAUCUGCAAUAAGCUGUUCUAUGGAUUUAUGUGUGAAUACUGAGUUUUGCUUCACUUAA
Molecule: messenger RNA, 1843 nt
Organism: Coffea arabica (coffee)
Lineage: Eukaryota; Viridiplantae; Streptophyta; Magnoliopsida; Gentianales; Rubiaceae
Source: RefSeq, a predicted model, not a curated record